Messenger RNA from Formica exsecta, 4282 nucleotides. RefSeq lists its product as uncharacterized. NCBI's taxonomy places the organism in Eukaryota, Metazoa, Arthropoda, Insecta, Hymenoptera, Formicidae. The transcript has 9 exons. Bases 59 to 1915 code for a protein of 618 amino acids. The record is from RefSeq and is a predicted model, not a curated record.
AGUGGCGUCUGAUCACCGCUAAUUAUCAAUGGCGCGAUGACGCGACGCCGUACUACAAAUGGCGGGCAAAGAAACAGCUGUUUAUGUCACCGCUGGCUCGACAUCUAGCGGAGCGCGGGCGCGAUCGGGCACGCGUCGGCGACGAUGUCGACGUAGAGUACGUCGUGGGGAGGAGACGCGUAGACGAGGAAUAAGGAGAAGAACCGAGACGGCAGUGCUCGCUGGUGAAUCGUCCAGGGGGAACAUGGCCGCCGGUUGCUGCGGCGCGAAGAAACAGAGGCUGGGCGGCGGCGUGGCGCCGAGCCUGUCAUCGUGCGACGGCACCGUCAUACGACACGGCGCCCCUCAUCCGAGGAAGCCGACGACGAUCGCCCAACCGGAAAUGGGUUUCUUCUGCUUCGACGUGCUCUAUUGCCAACUGCAUCAAUUGGAUCCGCCGAAAGCGCCCAACUUCAGCAACGAGGCGUUCCCAUUAUUUGUGACGUGGACAAUAGGAAAAGAUAUGAGAUUACGGGGUUGUAUCGGUACUUUUAAUGCGAUGCAUUUACAUGCUGGUCUACGCGAAUAUGCUACAACUAGCGCAUUCAAAGACUCUCGAUUUAAUCCCAUAACUCAAGACGAGCUGCCACGUUUGCACGUAAGCGUGUCGAUUUUGCGACAUUUUGAGGACGGAAUUGAUUAUUUAGAUUGGGAAGUGGGCGUGCAUGGAAUUCGCAUAGAGUUUCACAAUGAAAAGGGUAAUAAGCGAACGGCUACUUACUUGCCCAGCGUAGCUAUGGAGCAAGGAUGGGACCAGAUACAAACAAUAGAUUCUCUACUCCACAAGGGUGGCUUCAAAGGUCUAGUCACACCCGAUAUCCGUCGUAGCCUGAAACUGACUCGUUAUCAGAGCGAGGAAGUCACCGUGAGCUAUCAAGAUUACAUGACGCAUUUCAAUUCGUCUCAUUCGCAAAAUGAUAACACACGGUAUAAUUCCUUCGCAUCCGGUCGACAACACUCGCAGAUCGUGACACAGCCUAAUCGUUCGACGUUUAUACAUCCGUUACCCCUGCCCCCAAUUUCCCCAGUUAUAGUACCGAUACGCAAUAGUCCACCCUUCUGGUGGGAUAACGCAGGUCCGUCCUAUCCGCCUGCGCCACUUUACCCUCGACCAGCAUAUCGCUUUUCGACGCAGGAAAACACGGAACGUGGGGUACGUAAACGAAAAGAGAGAAAUAUGGCUGCCGGCUGUUGCGGUACGAAAAAGCAAAAGCUGAACAACAACUCCGCGGGUGCACCGUGCAACGGCACAACGGUAUUGUCGAACGGUACGCGUAUACGUAAUACACCGAUCGUGCAACCCGAGAUGGGUUUCUACUGCUUCGAUGUCCUCUACUGCCAACUGCACCAACUUGACCCACCAAAACCGCCCAACUUCAGCAACGAAGCAUUUCCUCUGUUUGUAACAUGGACUAUUGGCAAAGAUAUGCGACUACGUGGCUGUAUUGGUACAUUCAAUGCCAUGCACUUACAUGCAGGACUUAGGGAAUAUGCUACUACUAGUGCUUUUAAAGAUUCGCGGUUUAAUCCUAUAACCCGAGAGGAACUUCCACGCUUACAUGUAAGCGUUUCUAUCCUGCGGCACUUUGAAGAUGGUGUGGAUUACUUAGAUUGGGAGAUAGGAGUCCAUGGGAUUCGCAUAGAGUUCCAUAAUGAAAAGGGCAAUAAGAGAACCGCUACUUACUUACCUGAUGUUGCAACUGAACAAGGUUGGGACCAGAUUCAAACAAUAGAUUCGCUAUUACAUAAGGGUGGUUACAAGGGCUUAGUUACACCAGAUAUUAGACGCAGUGUGAAACUGACUCGAUACCAGAGCGAGAAGAUUACUGUAAGCUAUCAAGACUACAUGACACAUUGGCAUAACCGAAGAUGCUAGCAGCUGGCUUGGGGUCCUAUUCAAGGGCCCCUACCUUGCCAAACUGCUGGCACAUUUUGUUACAAAAAUACUGUUGACACAGUUAAUGCAUCUUAUCCACAAUACAGUACUACUCAAUACAACUCCUUCAUGGCCAAUCAACAACAUACAUUCGUUAUGGUUCAGCCGAAUCACCCCACAUUCAUACAUACACUUCCAAUGCCACCGAUUCCUUCAGUUGUGGUACCUAUGCAGAAUUAUCCACCAUUUUAAUGGAAUUAUGUAUUGCAUCCUUCAGUGCACUAUAUUGUUAUUCUUUCAUAAACUUUUGUAAAGCAAAAAAAAAAUAAAUCAAAUGAAAGGCGUAAAAAAUAACACUGAAGGCGGCUAUUAUGUACAAUUUUCUAUUGCUCGAAUUGGUGCUUAUUUUAUUUUUAUUGUUCAAUAGCGUUUAUUCUAGUCUAUCUUUCACGAUUUUUCUGGCCCUUCUUGUACAAUAAUAUUCCUCAGAUAACGAAAAUGUACAAUUUUGAGUAUGGUGGCAAUGUUCUUCCAAAAUAGUAUUUGCUGUAAGCAUAAAUAAUAUUGGCUAGAUAUUUGUAUAAGAUAGAUUCUUGUUCUCGUAUUGUACAAUUUUAUGAUUGUUAAAUUGGAAAUAAUAAAAGUAAUCUAUUUGCGUGUGCAACAACGCAAGUUUAGUUUGCUGUUCAAUACUUAUCAUUUGAUAAUACAAUACCAAUCAAUAUAAUACUAUGUAAAUAGUAAGAUUAGCUUUGCCAUCAUGCUAGGACAUUUGACACUCAUUAACAUAUGGGAAACGAAUGGCGCAAAGAAUUUCGUAAUACACAUACAUAAUAUUGUUUAUGUAACUAAAAGUGACUAUAUUAGUCCAUCCAUUUGAUAAAUUCAUCAUCUGGUCAUUUGUUUACAUUGCCUGUGUCAUUAAAAGCAGAUUUAAAGUGUCAAUACAAUAUUCUGAUUUUCUUAAAAAUGGCCAAGUAUAUAUAUAUAUAUAGUGAUUUCAUCAGAGUUUCUAUAAAAGUUCUCUAAUUUCUGUAAAAUAAUACAAAUGUGCUCACGUCAUUUAAAGCUUAAAAGAAAUUAUUUACUUUCUUUCUUCAAGAUGUAAUCUUUAAUUAUACUUAACAUUUGAUACAAUAACACUUAACGUCUAUACAUAAUUUCUUUGCAUCAAUGGUAUAAAUAAAGAUUUUUCUUUUAAAAGAUUUUUUUAUUGAGUUAUUACUAAUUUAUUUUUGUGUGGACAUUGAUUUUUUUCUGUUUUUAAUAAUAUAUUCGGAUUGUGUUGUUUUUGAAAUAUAAAAGUGACAUUAAAUAAUAUUAAAUGUUGUAUAAACUUUUAAUGUUACAUAUUUAUACCAUUCCUACAAUGAAGUUUAAAGGCGUUUGAAUUAGUACAUUAGUUUAGAGUAGGCCAAAGUUUCAUUACAACAAAGGUUUCUUUAUAUUAAUAAUGCUAAUUAAAUUAUGAUUAACUUUUAACUAGAUUUUAAUAUUUUAAUACAUAUUUUUAAUGAAAUUUAAUUUGAAAAAAAAAACGUUAUUAAUAUAUUAUUUAUUAUAUAUUAAUAUAUUAUUUAUGUUUAACUGCUUUUAUAUCAGUAGAUGAAUAUAUUUGAUGAUCUAGCAUUAAACCUUUAAUGUAAAGAAACAAUGGACUACAUUAUACUAAUAAACAAAAAAAUAUUAAGUAUAGAUAUAAAAUAUAGAUUUAAGACAUACAUUAACGAAAAUGACGAUCUCAUUGUGAUGUUGAUUGCUGUAUAAAUCAUGGUGACGAUUCAUGUUCAUUAUGAUGACAUCAGGUAAAAUCUUUUUCCAACGCUUAAAGAUAAUAAAAUGAUACUAAAACUAACAAAACACGAUUAUAUAUAUUAUAGAUGUAUAAUUGGUUUAAAGAUAGAUAAUGUGUAUUUGAAGAAAAAUAGCAUGGAAAAAGGUGUACUGGAAUACAGAUAUCAGUGUACCAUAAAUGCAUGGUACAUUUAAUAGCAUUGUCACAUAUAAAUAGGAGUUUAGGAAUAUUUUAUAUUAAACUAUCAUGCUUUGUAGAUUCCAUGGCUAUGCGAUAGCUGGUUUCAUUCACUGCCAACAUAAUCAUUGUUGUAGAUAUUAUACAAAUCCUAUUCUCAAAAGAAUAAACAAAUCAGGUUGUUGUACUUUGGUUGAAUUGAUGCAUUAGCAUCUGGUGUGUUAUCUUUUAUAUAUAUUCUUAUUGCAUACACAUAUAGUUCCUGGGAUCUCCUUACUACUUGGGCCCUGUGUAACGUCCAGUAAACUGCCAGUAAUAUACUUAAUUCUAGAAUAGUUGGCAAAAUCAAAAUUGCUCUUAUCUGUGCCCAUAUUGACUUCCGAAACCUGAUCACA